AUGAGUUACGCCAAAAAGGACGAGGAUGCCGAACACUCCGGCUUCAAGCUGGACCGAACUUCUGUUUUCCAAGAUGCUCGACUGUUCAAUUCCUCACCUAUAUCACCUCGAAAAUGCCGCACCCUACUCACCAAGAUCGCGGUCCUCCUUUUCACGGGGGAGAAAUUCCCCACGAACGAAGCAACCACUCUCUUCUUCGGGAUUUCCAAGUUAUUUCAGAACAAGGACCCCUCCCUGCGACAAAUGGUCUACUUGAUAUUGAAAGAGUUAGCACAUACUGCCGAGGAUGUCAUUAUGUCUACGAGCAUCAUUAUGAAGGAUAUGACCGUGGGGAGUGAGAUCAUCUACAAAGCAAAUGCUAUCCGAGCUCUCUGCAGGAUUAUCGACGCAACAACUGUUCAGGGCAUUGAAAGGUUAAUCAAAACCGCUAUUGUCGACAAGUCACCCGCUGUAUCGUCGGCAGCCUUGGUCUCAUCGUACCAUCUACUUCCCAUCGCCAGGGAUGUGGUUAGGCGGUGGCAGAGUGAGACUCAGGAGGCCGCUUCCUCUUCCAAAGCUAGUGGAGGAUUCCUGAGUUUCGGAGGUGGCUCCCAACAUUCUCUGGCCGCGUCAAACACGAAUUACAUGAACCAAUAUCACGCAAUUGGUCUGCUAUAUCAGAUGCGGUCACACGAUCGCAUGGCUCUCGUCAAGAUGGUACAACAAUACGGCGCUGCGGGAGCAGUCAAGAGUCCAGCGGGGGUCAUGAUGUUGGUACGGCUUGCGACCCGCCUCGCCGAAGAGGAUCCCAGUCUACGGAAACCUAUGAUGCAGAUGUUGGACGCCUGGCUGCGGCACAAGAGCGAGAUGGUCAAGUUCGAAGCUGCAAAGGCAAUUUGUAACAUGCCCGAUGUGACCGACGCCGAAGCAGCACAAGCUAUCGACGUCCUGCAAUCCUUCUUAACCUCUCCGAGGGCGGUCACGAAAUUCGCAGCCAUCCGCAUUCUCCAUUCAUUUGCCUCGUUCAAACCUCAAGCCGUCCAUUCAGCAAACCCAGAUAUCGAGGCUUUGAUUUCCAACAGCAAUCGGUCAAUCGCGACAUUUGCAAUCACAACUUUACUCAAGACUGGCAACGAGGCUAGUGUAGAUCGGCUUAUGAAGCAAAUAUCCGGUUUCAUGACCGAGAUCACAGACGAGUUUAAGAUCACCAUUGUCGAGGCUAUCCGAACACUCUGCAUGAAAUUCCCUAGCAAACAGGCCGGCAUGCUCACAUUCCUGAGCGGUAUCCUGCGAGACGAAGGAGGUUACGAAUUCAAACGUGCCGUAGUGGAGAGCAUGUUUGAUCUGAUCAAAUUUGUUCCGGGGAGCAAGGAAGAGACACUCUCACACUUGUGCGAGUUCAUCGAAGAUUGCGAGUUCACCAAGUUGGCGGUGCGGAUUCUACACCUUAUUGGCGUCGAGGGCCCAAAGACGCCGCAACCCACCAAAUAUAUCCGGUAUAUCUACAAUCGAGUCGUGCUGGAGAACGCACUGGUCCGCGCAGCAGCGGUGACCGCACUAGCAAAAUUCGGUGUGGGACAGAAGGACCCUGAGGUCAAAAAGAGUGUCGAGGUCUUGUUGACGAGAUGUUUAGACGAUACAGAUGACGAGGUGCGCGAUAGGGCGGCGCUUAACCUGCGGCUGAUGCACGAAGAGGACGACAUUGCAGACCGCUUCAUCAAAAACGACUCGAUGUUCUCGCUGUCGACCUUUGAGCACAAACUGGUCAUGUACGUGACAUCCGACGACAAGUCAGUUUUUGCUAAAGCAUUCGACAUUCAUUCCGUUCCAGUGGUAUCGCACGAACAAGCUUUGGCGGAAGAACGGACAAAGAAACUCAAUACCGCCACGCCUACAUUGAAGGCACCAAGUACAGGACCUGCGAAACCGAAGGUGAACGGAGCCGCAGAAGGACCCGCUGCCGGUGCUGCAGCCGCGCAGAAAUAUACCCAGAUCUUCUCCAGGAUACCCGAGCUGGCAGCAUAUGGGCCAGUGCUGAAAUCGAGUGCUGUGGUUGAACUGACAGAAAGCGAAACCGAGUACGUGGUGUCUGCCGUGAAACACAUCUUCAAGGAACACGUCGUGGUACAAUAUGACAUCAAGAAUACUCUUGAUCAUACUGUACUUGAGAACGUGACUGUCCUAGCGUCACCUGCCGACGAAGACGAACCUACCUUGGAAGAAGAAUUCAUAAUUCCUGCCACUGCUCUGAAAACCAACGAACCGGGAGUUGUUUAUGUUGCGUUCCGCAAACUAGGUGGCGAAUCUGCCUUCCCAGUUACCGCAUUCACGAACGUCCUCAAAUUUACGAGCAAGGAAAUCGAUCCCACAACGGGCGAAGCCGAAGAAGGAGGCUAUGAAGAUGAAUACGAAGUCGAGAAUUUGGAAUUGACAGGCGCGGAUUUCGUCAGUCCCGCAUUCGCGGGCAAUUUUGAUCACAUUUGGGAGGGUACGGGCGCGAAUGGAGAGGAAGUUAGCGAGACGUUGGUGUUGGGAAAUGUCAAGACAUUGGCCGACGCAACGGAACAGCUCUCGCAAGCUCUUUCUCUACAACCCCUCGACGGCACCGACGUGGUUCUAUCCAACACAAGCCACACCUUGAAAUUGUACGGCAAGUCUGUCACUGGUGGGCGAGUGGCAGCGCUGGUGAAGAUGGUGCAUUCGGCCAAGACUGGGGUUACUGUGAAGGUCAGUGUAAGGACUGAUGAGACAGGAGGCGGUCUUGCACAGGGUGUCAUUGGUGCACUCUCCUAA
Molecule: messenger RNA, 2772 nt
Organism: Fonsecaea nubica
Lineage: Eukaryota; Fungi; Ascomycota; Eurotiomycetes; Chaetothyriales; Herpotrichiellaceae
Exons: 3
Coding region: 1-2772 (923 amino acids)
Biological process (GO): protein secretion; intra-Golgi vesicle-mediated transport; endoplasmic reticulum to Golgi vesicle-mediated transport
Cellular component (GO): endoplasmic reticulum; endoplasmic reticulum-Golgi intermediate compartment; COPI vesicle coat
Molecular function (GO): structural molecule activity
Source: RefSeq, a predicted model, not a curated record